This is a messenger RNA of Dentiscutata heterogama, 1937 nucleotides long. The record is from the annotation of a GenBank genome assembly. Lineage: Eukaryota; Fungi; Glomeromycota; Glomeromycetes; Diversisporales; Gigasporaceae.
AUGAUACAGAUGAUCGGUUAUCUGAAGGUCAGAAUGUUGUUUCCGAUAAAAGAAAGGGAAAGAUGGUAGAUCAUGGAUCAGUAACAUCACAAAUGUCAGACCAGGCUACGAGGAAAAAAGUGAAUAAAGAAAAAAGAAAUGACGUCAAGGCAUCUCGAUCACUUGAAGAAUGGUAUAAAAAUGCGCAAACUUCAGUUGUUCCAACUACGUUUUCUAUCUCUAGUUCGCCGAGUACACCACCACAUACGAAUAAUUUGCAACAUAAAGACCGUAAAGGCUCAAAAAAUACUGUGUCAAACCCUUCACAAAAUUACAUAACAAGUUUGCCAUAUGAUUCUAUAAACGUUGCGUAUGAUGAAAGUGAAGUUAACGGAGAAUACGGUUUUCCCAACAGCCAAGGUAACAAAGAUUCUAAUCAAAGAAGACAAAGGAAAAAUCACACAUCAGGUCUUACAGAUUCUACGGAUAGCCCAAAUGUUAGGAGAAGUAGCAUUGAUGAUGGAGGGCACGUACAUAAACGUUCAACAUUUGAUGAUAUGGAAGAUAUCGAAUGUAACAUGCAAGGACAAUUUGAUAAUGAAGAUUCAAGCGAAAUUCGUCGCGAUGAUGAAGGCUAUACACAUAAACGUGCAAGGACUGAUGACUCUGAAGAUGUAGUUCAUUCUAAAAGGACAUCUACUAAUAGUUGUGAUGCAAUUAGUGACUCUACAAAAAUAUCCUCCCCGUUAUAUAAUAAUAAAAGUCAAACAGAAACUCGUACGGAAUUUGAGAAGGAUCAUGAAUCAAUUUCCACAAAUAUCGUAAAUGUUUAUGAGUCAACACCAUCAGAAUCUAUCAAUGAAACAGAAAUUUCAGAACAAAUAAUGCACGAGUCCGAAAGUAGCAUUAAUGUUUCCGAACAAUUGCAACACGAACCAGUGGGAUCAAAAGUAUCUCCAAAAAAACAAUCGACAUUACCAAAACAAGGAUCGGGUAUUAGAACUAUCAUAAUUGGACAACCUACUAUUGAUGUUCAUUUAAGGUCAGAUGGUUCAAGUAAUGUGCUUACAAAUGACGAUGCUAAUAAACCUCAAGAAACACCCAAACGUAAAGCGGUCCAGGAUGCUCGUAAAGCAUUGGGAUUUACUGAUACAUUAAAUCACGAAUUGAAAUUAAAAUUUGACAAGCAGUAUAUUUGUCGUAAGAAAAAAUCUUUGGGGUCUCCGGUUACGUUUGUAGAAGUUUCAUCUUCAAUAAAUUGUCUAAAUAAGAUGGAUUGUGGGUUAUGGACAUUGUCAAGAAAAUUAAAUGAUAAUGUUGUGAAUUUAUUAAUCGUACACGGGGAAAGAAUACGCGAAUUGGUUACUUUGCAAACUUUGGUAACUUCAACGGAAUUACUUCCAACUAGAAAAUUAUCAACGCCUAUUGAUAUGGAAUUAGAAAUAAUAUCGUACCUAAAAUCACUCUCAUAUGACCAAAUACCAGAUGAAAAUGGAGCCGGUGUUUGGUGGAAUAUGGUCAAUCAAAAAUGUGUUACUGCCAACGGAGUGAAAAUACGAUGGAGAGAAGAUUCUGUAGAUUAUUUUUCAAACUUGAUGCAACAUCUCGCUACUAUUAAUAGCGAAUCAAAAGAUGUUUCUCUAGCAUCUACAAGAUCAUGGCAAACCAUGAAGAUCCUUGCAAGUGAAGCAAAACAAUUGGUUAAGCAAGAAGAUGCAAAAAUUAUGAAACGAGAUGAUGAAAUGAGACAUCGAAUUAAAGAAUCUAUUAUAUUCUUAUUACGAAAAAUGCCAAACUUUGGAAAUGGAACAUCAUACAUCGAUUUUAAUGAUCAUGAACCAUCCCUUGUAAUGGUUGAAAGAAAAGGUGAUGAUGAGAUUUGGUAUAAUGAUCAAAUGGUAGUUAAGUUGUUGUGGAAGUAUAAUGCAGAAUCGGAUGAAAUAACUCAUGAGCAAUAG